CUCUUCCAACCAAGUAAUUCUCUGUUUCUAGGAGGGGUUGUGUCUCUCCUGCAGCACCACCUGGGUGUCCUUGGGGCGCCCACCCAUGGGUGGCAGCCGAGCCCCGGCUUCAUCACAUGCCUGGCUUUGCACACGAGGCUCCACCAAACGCCAGCGCCAGGGGCUCGGGGGCAACGCCGGGGUAAGUUUGCUUAAUUUCACACCUCCAUCCAACAGGCAAACACAGACAUUCGUCACCGGCUUUUUCCAUUCCUGAUGCCAGCUCCUCUGAGUUCAACACCACGCGGCUCUGUCCGCCUGCCCUGGAGCACCAAGGCUGGAAGCCCCCGUCCUCCACUGUGGAUGAGCCGAGCAGGAGCCAGCAUGCCGUACUCCGGGAGCCUGGGGUCAGCCUGGGCAGAGCAUGGUGGAGGUGGCACUGCUGGCAUCCGGCUUAGGAUCACGGAUCUUAGAAGGGUUUGGUUUGGAAGGCACAUUAGAUAUCAUCUAGUGCAAGUCCCUGCCAUGGGCAGAGACAUCUCCUACUGGAUUAGGGGGCUCCAAGACCCAUCCAACCUGGUCUUGAACACCUCCAGAGAUGGGGCAACCAUGACUUCUCUGGGCACCCCGUGCCAGGCUCUCUCUGCCCUCAUCGUGAAGAGUUUCUUUCUAAGAUCUCAACUAAAUCUAAGCUUAUAUCCAUUCUCCCUCAUCGUAUCCUGAUAUUCCCUGACAGAACCCUUCCCCAGCUUACUUGUAGCCCCUCUUGUGAUGGGGCUUCACCCAUCUCCAUUUACCCCAGCGCUGCUUGUGGAACUGGGACCAGCUGAGGGAAUGACCAGCUUGGGAUGCCACUGGUUGAAUGAUACCAAGGUCGCCCGCUCGGGGCUGCGUCAGAGGCGCCUGGUGCUGCACCAGCUGACCUGGCCUCCAUCACAGCGCCUUGUGCUGAUAAGAAGCUGAAGGAAAGAUCAGGUUGGCUGCAAACACGUCCUUGCGGCGCUACACGUGGAAAACCUUUACUUGUAGAAGGUUAUCGGAGCAGAGCACUCGAGGACACAUCCCUUGGCAAGAAAACUGGAUGAUCUUCAGAUGAUCUUUAAGGUCCAUUCCAACCCAAACUAUUCUAUCAUUCUAUGAAGCUGCACUGGGACUGCUCCAAAGGGCUCUUAGAUGGCAUCUUUGCCCCAGCACGCUGGGUGUCUGCACGCAGGGAAGAUGCUGUACCUGGUGGGAAAAGCCCUCUUCUCCACAGCACCCAGCGACUUUCACCACUGCACAGAGUUUCACCAUCUGGCACAAGGGCUCAUGGUGAACUCCUCGAGCUUCUGCAAAUCCCGUUCCUAAAGAAGAGGGUUUCAGAGCUGAGGUUUGCUUGAUCACCUCAUGCUGGGAGCCCUUUGGAAGCUCCCUUGCACCUUGGCAGUGGUGGGAGGCUCUACCUCUGCAGAACUUGGCAGCACUCAUGGGAGGAAGUUUGGAGAGCUGUGAGAGCUCCCACCUUCACACCCAUUUGCCCUCCAAGGACUGAGAGCCAGGGCUUCGUCCAAGGAGGCAGCUCAGGAGCUGCCAGGCUUGCCACGUUCUCCAUGCUGGGGGCAGGUUUGGAGGUGCUGGCGAUGCCGGGUGGAUUUCCGCCUGUUUAAGGGAAAGUUGUUAGCUGGCACACUGAUUGAGCAGAACACAACUCCUCGGGGUUACUUCAUGUAUGACAACAGCGUGGAGUUUCCCACCGAACAGAUCUGGUCUCCAGGUGAUCCCUGUGAGUUAUGCAUCUGCCAGGCAGACGGCUGAGCUGCAAGAGGACGGACUGUGUGAAGACCUGUCCCUACCCCAUCCUCAUCCCUGGGCAGUGCUGCCCCAACUGCUCAGCAGGCUGCAACUACGUGGGAAGGAUUUUCUACAACAACGAGACCUUCCCCUCUGUCCUGGACCCCUGUCUCAGCUGCAUCUGCUUGCUGGGCUCGGUGGCCUGUUCGCCCGUGGACUGUGCCAUCUUCUGCACCUACCCCUUCCACCCCGAGGGCGAGUGCUGCCCUGUCUGUAACGACUGCAACUACCAGGGGAGGAAGGUGGUGAAUGGGCAGACCUUCAUCCCUGAGGGACAGCCCUGCACGCGCUGUACCUGCCAGGUGAGCAGUGGGGUAUCUGUGGGGUGUCUGUGGGACUGGGGAAUGGAUGGUAGGGAUGGUUCAUCCCCAAAUUUACGGUUGGGGUUGAUGACCUCAAAAGAUCUUUUCCAACCUAAUGACUCUCUGAUUCUAUAACUUGAACCCAUGAACCCAUGAGGUUCAUCAAGGCCAAGGGCAAAGUUCUACAUCUUGAUUGAGGCAGUCUGUGGCUUCAAUCCAGGAUGGGGGAUGCUGUGAGUGGGAGCAGCCCCGAGGAGAAGGACUUGGGGUGCUGGGGGAGGAGAGGCUCAACAUGAGCUGGCAAAGUGUGCUGCCAUCCCAGAAACCGCCUGCGUCCUGGGCUGCAUCCAGAGCAGUGGGACCAGCAGGGAGGGAGGGGAUUCUGACCCUCUGCUCCGCUCUCUGAGACCCACCUGGAGCCCUGCAUCCAGUUCUGGAGUCCUCAGCACAGGGAUUACAUGGAGCUGUUGGAGCGAGUGCAGAGGCGGCCACAAAGAUGAUGCGAGGGCUGGAGCACCUCUUGACCAAGGCCAGGCUGGGAGAGUUGGGGUUGUUCAGCCUGGAGAAGAGAAGGCUGGAUCGGGGGGUGCAGGGACAGGACGAGGGAAAGGGUUGAAGCUGGAAGGGGGGGAGAUGGAGAUGAGAUCUUAGGCAGAAAUGCUUUCCUGUGAGGGUGAGGAGACCCUG
This is a messenger RNA of Cuculus canorus (common cuckoo), 2798 nucleotides long. Its product is annotated as von Willebrand factor C and EGF domain-containing protein-like. Gene Ontology annotation, cellular component: cytoplasm. The coding region runs from base 1749 to 2246 and encodes 165 amino acids. NCBI's taxonomy places the organism in Eukaryota, Metazoa, Chordata, Aves, Cuculiformes, Cuculidae. The record is from RefSeq and is a predicted model, not a curated record. Gene Ontology annotation, biological process: cellular response to virus. Gene Ontology annotation, molecular function: protein binding. The transcript has 7 exons.